Molecule: messenger RNA, 417 nt
Organism: Tremella mesenterica DSM 1558
Lineage: Eukaryota; Fungi; Basidiomycota; Tremellomycetes; Tremellales; Tremellaceae
Exons: 4
Coding region: 1-417 (138 amino acids)
Source: RefSeq, a predicted model, not a curated record
AUGUCUUCUGGUAACUCAGAUGCAGCACCUCCAAAUGUUUGGAGUCAGUGGCUUGUUAACACCGGCCGCAGAGUAGCAAGUACAUUAGGAGACAUUUUGGAUGACUCGGGCCAUGCUUCGACCGGCCUAUCCGCACCAACCACCACCCCAACUGAGGUAGGAUAUGUCGAUAACCUCCUCCGAAGUCAAGGCAAUUCAACCGCCGGUUUACGGGAGUAUCUGGAAGGAAAGCAUUUCAUAGCCAUGUGGUAUAUGGAUGUCAAAGGAUGUUUAGGAAUGUCAGAGAAGGAAAAGGUAGCGGGGGAGAUGCUUGAAUUAUUAACUGGGCUGGAGCGGAAGUUUGGGGAUUUGAGACACAUCUUGAUACAAGAAGAAGAAAGGGGGUCUCAAGAUGUGUCCACGAUGCAGCUCCCGUGA